Messenger RNA from Macrobrachium nipponense, 730 nucleotides. RefSeq lists its product as uncharacterized. Bases 341 to 715 code for a protein of 124 amino acids. The record is from RefSeq and is a predicted model, not a curated record. The transcript is spliced from 5 exons. NCBI's taxonomy places the organism in Eukaryota, Metazoa, Arthropoda, Malacostraca, Decapoda, Palaemonidae.
AUGCUUUUCUUUCUGUUCAAUUGCAGAUUGCACUGCGCAGCCAGAAUGCACAACCAAGGGUGGGUUCUGCGUCAGUGGGAAACUCGAAGAAUCGUGCAGCGGCGGCGUAGAGUUGAAAGGUGGAUGCAGGCAAGGGUAUUGCUCCUGCUGUAUUCCACCUUGCACAGCUCUUCAGAGGUGUACCAGCAAUGGAGGACAGUGUUUCAACAAGAAUAGUAACUUCCAAUGCAACACUACCAUCUACCUUGAAGGCUGCAGUCAGUCGUACUGUGCUUGCUGCAUUCCCGAUGUUACUGUCUGCAUUGAAAAGCCCCAGUGUGACGCUGCUAAUGGCACGUGCAUGAAACCCACAGCCUGGAGUACUUGUAACGGUGCAAUUGACAGCUCUGCCUGCUAUGGCACAAACUGCGCAUGUUGCAAGCCAGGAGCUUGUACACCAAAACCCAUCUGUUUGGACAAUGAAGGCUACUGCUUCGACACAACAAGUACUCAAACCUGCAGCGGAACUGUCUAUGCCGAUGGUUGUGAUGGACCAAACUGUGCUUGCUGUUUCACCAAUCCUAAUAUUUGUGUGGAAUUGCCUGAAUGUGGAGGAGAAAGCGGCAGGUGCGUGAAAGAUGAUGACUGGGGAACUUGCUAUGGCUUGGCUGAACCAGCAGGUUGUCUUGGAAACAAAUGCACUUGCUGCCAGGGUGAGUCACAUGAGCUAUGGUAGAAGAACUGGGUGCUA